Messenger RNA from Suncus etruscus (white-toothed pygmy shrew), 1585 nucleotides. RefSeq names its product THO complex subunit 3 (gene THOC3). The coding region runs from base 13 to 1068 and encodes 351 amino acids. The record is from RefSeq and is a predicted model, not a curated record. Gene Ontology annotation, cellular component: THO complex part of transcription export complex. The transcript has 6 exons. Gene Ontology annotation, molecular function: protein binding. Lineage: Eukaryota; Metazoa; Chordata; Mammalia; Eulipotyphla; Soricidae. Gene Ontology annotation, biological process: mRNA export from nucleus.
GGACUGCGCGCCAUGGCGGUCCCCGCGGCUGCCUUGGGGCCCUCGGCGUUGGGUCCGAGCGGCCUGGGCUCCCUCGCUCCGUGGUGCUCGGUGAGCAGCGGUCCGACGCGCUACGUGCUGGGGAUGCAGGAGCUGUUUCGCGGCCACAGCAAGACGCGCGAGUUCCCGGCGCACAGCGCCAAGGUGCACUCGGUGGCCUGGAGCUGCGACGGCCGGCGCCUGGCGUCGGGCUCCUUCGACAAGACGGCCAGCGUCUUCCUGCUGGAGAAGGACCGGCUGGUGAAAGAAAACAACUACCGGGGCCAUGGAGAUAGCGUAGACCAGCUUUGUUGGCACCCGAGUAAUCCUGAUCUCUUUGUCACUGCCUCUGGAGACAAAACCAUCCGGAUCUGGGACGUGAGGACCACCAAGUGCAUUGCCACAGUGAACACUAAAGGGGAGAACAUUAACAUCUGCUGGAGUCCCGAUGGACAGACCAUUGCUGUGGGCAAUAAGGAUGACGUAGUGACCUUUAUCGACGCCAAGACACACAGGUCCAAAGCCGAAGAACAGUUCAAGUUUGAAGUUAAUGAGAUCUCGUGGAACAAUGACAAUAACAUGUUUUUCCUGACCAAUGGCAACGGCUGUAUUAACAUCCUCAGCUACCCAGAGCUGAAACCUGUGCAGUCCAUCAACGCCCACCCUUCCAACUGCAUCUGCAUCAAGUUCGAUCCUAUGGGCAAGUACUUUGCCACAGGCAGCGCGGAUGCUCUGGUCAGCCUCUGGGAUGUGGAUGAGCUAGUGUGUGUGCGGUGCUUUUCCAGGCUGGAUUGGCCUGUGAGGACCCUUAGUUUUAGCCACGAUGGGAAAAUGCUGGCAUCUGCGUCUGAAGACCACUUUAUUGACAUUGCUGAAGUGGAGACAGGCGACAAGCUAUGGGAGGUGCAGUGCGAGUCCCCGACCUUCACAGUGGCCUGGCACCCCAAAAGGCCUCUGCUUGCAUUUGCUUGUGAUGACAAAGAUGGCAAAUACGACAGCAGUCGGGAAGCAGGCACGGUGAAGCUCUUCGGGCUCCCAAAUGACUCCUGACGGGACUCUCUGCUCAGGGCCGGGUGGGGCAGGAGGAGAGUGGGGGGCUGCCAAGCCUGGACCAACCCUUCUUGUUUCCUACGGCAGUGAUGCUGCCUUGACUCUGUCAAUGAAUGUUUGUUAACUUUAGCUUCUAGGACAUGGUUGAACCCCCAUGUUCUGCCCCCAUGUUCUGGGCUCCUCAGGGCCCCUAGUAUUUUCUGAUCUAGACCCCAUUCACUUGGUUUCUGUUCUUACCCAGUUUGGGGAGGAGGUUGAGCAGGGGGCCAGUGUGGACGAGGUGAUACUCUUUAGUUUUUUGGGUGACACCCAGCCAUACUCAGGGCUUACUCCUGCUCUAUACUCAGGAGUCACUCCUGACAGUACCAAGAGGGCCCUAUGGGAUGCUAGGGAUCUAAACUGGGUGGGCUGUGCUCCCCCUUGUACCAUUACUCUGGCCCUAAGAGAUGGUGCUUGUCUUAUGCAAAAAAGACUGUUUUGAGACUUGAGCCUUUAAUAAACAGAUUUUAAAAAACUA